AUGUCCAGCCCCAUGCACGUCCGCAAGGCCAUCCACUUCGCCUCCCUGCGCGCCAAGCUCGCGCAGCAGGGCAAGGCCGGCCUCGCGCUGCGCCUGCUCCUCGCCGCCGCGCUCGCGGGCUUCCUCCUCGUCUUCGCCGCGCGCACCCUGCUGGUCUCCUCCCCUGCUGCCCCAACAACCUCCUCCUUCUCCACGUCCCAGCGGCAGCAGGAUCAUCAGGACGCGGCGGAGUGCGCCAAGGCGACGGGCCUGCCGCUGCCGGUGAUGGAGGCGCUGGUGCACUACACCACCUCCAACGUGACGCCGCAGCAGACGGCCGACGAGAUCGGAGUCUCGCUGCGCGUGCUGCAGCGCCGCGCGCCCUGCAACUUCCUCGUCUUCGGCCUGGGCCACGACAGCCCGAUGUGGGCCGCGCUCAACCACGGCGGGCGGACCGUGUUCCUGGAGGAGGACGCGUCGUGGAUCGCCACCGUGCGGUCCACCCACCCGGCGCUCGAGUCCUACCACGUCGCCUACGACACGGUCCUCACCGACGCCGACGCGCUGCUGGAGCUCCGCGACCACCCGGCCUGCGUCGCGCAGCCGGACCUCGCCUCCGCCGCCGAGGCGUCGUGCCGCCUCGCCCUCAAAGGCCUGCCCCAAGUCUUCCACGAGGUGGAGUGGGAUCUCAUCAUGGUGGACGCGCCCACGGGGUGGACGCCGCAGGCGCCGGGACGGAUGGGCGCCAUCUACACCGCUGGCAUGGCGGCGCGCGCGCGCAGGCCCGGGGAUGGACCCACCGAUGUGUUCGUGCACGACGUCGACCGGCCCGUCGAGGACGCCUUCUCCAAGGCGUUCCUCUGCGAGGGGUACCUCGCCGAGCAGGUCGGCCGGAUCAGGCACUUCGUCAUCCCGUCACACCGCGAGAAGGACGGCACGCCAUUCUGCCCUUGA
This is a messenger RNA of Miscanthus lutarioriparius, 933 nucleotides long. NCBI's taxonomy places the organism in Eukaryota, Viridiplantae, Streptophyta, Magnoliopsida, Poales, Poaceae. The record is from the annotation of a GenBank genome assembly.